AUAUUAAAUGUUUUAUUGCAAAUUUAUUUAACAUGUUUUUAUGUUUAAAUAUGUUUUCUUUUAAUAUAAAUUUGUAGUAAAUGCAAUGCUAGAUAUGAGUUGAUAUAAAUUUGUCGUUGUAGUGUAUAUAGUAAUGUGUGUAUAUACAACUCAUUUCAUUCAGUUAAUUAUUUAUUUAUAUAUAACUAUGGAAUGUGUGAAUGUCAUUAACAGCCGCUUCGUGGUCAGGUGUGUGGCGCAGGUAAAAUUCAGCCAAUCAGAAAGCGCGAUGGGUCAAACCUGGCGGGGUAGUUUAUUUAAUCAGGAAGUAAUUUACAUACACGGCGCGAAAUUCGAGCGUGUUGUUGCGCGGCUGCUGUUUGCGACUUGUUCGUGAGUAAACGGGAUGAACACAACUUGUUACUCAAUAUCAGCUGACACACACACACACACACACACACAGACACACACACACUCUCACACACUCUCACACGCUGAUGUUUAUGCGUAGGAAGCAUCUGUUGAUCUUUCACUUUCAGUUUGAAAUCACAGUGUUAGUGGAUUGACUUAAAAGUAUAAAUUAAUAAGUUAUUUUAACUUGUUGGUUACAUGAUGGAACUUGUUCUUUAGAAGUGAAAGUCAACAAAGAGUUAAUAAUGGUCUAAAAUCAGACUGGAUAUUUGUGGGCCUUCCUCCUUCAGAGGUUGAUGCUUUAAUUGGCUACAUGCAUGUUAAUUAUCCCUUUUAUCUUCCUGAAGAGAAUUAAACGGAGGACUAUUAAUGCUAGUAAGUAUUUUUGGUCUCUAAGUGAAGUCUAAUUCACCUAGAAUCCUUUGCCAAACUACAGGCCCCAAGAAAGAUGGCGUUGUUUGAGGAGAUCAGCCAGCAGCUGGAUUUCUCUAGCUGUGGAGAGGAGGCCAACAGCAGCGACAACAGCUCUGAUGACUUCACCCCCAGCCUGCGCAGUCCAAGGAUCUGCAGUCCUGGAAUCCGCAGUCCAAGGAAUUUGAGUCCCAGAAUCCGCAGUCCCAGCUUCCGCAGUCCCAGAAUCCGCAGUCCCAGCAUCCGCAGUCCCAGAAUCCACAGUCCCAGCUCGGCAUGCCGGACACCCCGGGUGCAACGCCACCGCGGCAGGAGCCACGACUUGUCUUCUCCUUUCCAGUGCACCAGCCCCAUACCUUACGCCUCCUGGAAUAAGCUUAGGCUCUGUGACUCCCCCAGCACGCCAAAGAGUCUGCUCUCGAAGUCGUCUCAGCCUUGCUCUAGCUCUAAGAUAAGUUGCAAACAGAGGAGCUUCCAUUUCCCCUCGGCUGCAGCAAACCUCCUCCAGGCGCCCUCGGUCAACGUUAAUCCCUUCACCCCUGACACUGUACGCAGGAACAGUGAGCAGCAGUGGAGGAGCAGCUCCAGGAGCGAUGAAGAUGACGACUAUGGACACAGGAUGAAACACAGCCUAACGUCAUCUGAGGAGGACGAUGAGGCCUUCCUCCCACGAAAGAGACGUGCCAUCCAAACCCUCAUGCUGUCACGUUAUGAGGGCGAGUUCCUGGAGCUGGAGUGCAUCGGCGUGGGCGAGUUUGGGGCCGUGUACAAGUGUGUGAAGAGGCUGGACGGUUGCUGGUACGCCAUAAAACGCUCUCGGCAACCCCUCGCAGGCUCCGCCAAUGAGCAGCUGGCCCUGAAGGAGGUCUAUGCACACGCUGUUCUGGGGCACCACCCACAUGUUGUUCGUUAUUAUUCAGCAUGGGCUGAGGACGAUCACAUGAUUAUACAGAAUGAAUACUGUGAUGGUGGAAGCCUCGGUGAUGCCAUUGUGAAGAAGCGGCUGCAGUGUGAGCUGUUCUCAGAGGCCGAGCUGAAAGAUCUGCUCUUACAAGUGUCCAUGGGUCUGAAGUACAUCCACAGCACAGGCCUGGUGCACUUGGACAUCAAGCCAGGUAAUAUAUUUAUUUGCCAGCGUCCCUGCCCCACCGCGGCAGGCGAGGGGGAGAGUGAGGAGGAAGAUGACAGGAGCGCUCCCGCAGGGGUCAUUUUCAAAAUUGGGGAUCUGGGUCACGUGACAUCAACCAGCAAUCCUCAAGUUGAGGAAGGGGAUAGCCGCUUUCUGGCCAGUGAGGUCCUGCAUGAGGAUUACAGCCACCUCCCCAAGGCGGACAUCUUUGCUCUGGGCCUCACGGUGCUGCUCGCAGCUGGGGCUCCUCCUCUGCCUCAGAACGGAGCUGAGUGGCACAGCCUUCGAGAGGGGAAGCUGCCGGAGCUGGCGCAGGAGCUCUCACCUGCCUUCAGAGGCCUCAUACAGUUGUUACUGGAUCCAGACCAGAGGAAGCGGCCAUCUGCCAGGGAGCUUUGCAAGCACCCAGUGUUGAGGGAUGAGAGGACUGGGAGGCUGGCCACUCAGCUGCGUAGAGAGCUCAACGUGGAGAAGUUCAGGACGGCCAUGCUUGAGAAAGAGCUCCAGGAAGCUCGUCAGGCAGCACUGUCCCCCAAGCAGAGCCUCCCUCCUGGGCUGAAGGCUCAUGCCAAGAUGGGCUCUCUACCCAAAUCAGGGAGGAGACUUGUUGGUCGGAGCACGGCUCGAUCUAUAAGCUACGAUGUCUCUGGAUAUGGAAUAUGAUGGGGGGGAGUGAAGCCCAUGUAUCACCUUCUGAAACAAGAUGGUGGUAUAAAUGCAGAAUGUCAAAGUGAGGCCCGUACGAGCUUAUCUGUUCCAGACGGGGCACUGGAAAAGACAAUCAUGGAUGGACGACUGGUGCAACUGAAAGUCUGGAGGAUGUUGGACAGCAUCAGUUUGACACAGAUUAAUCCUUUCAAACGUCAAGUGAUAAGUUUCAACAUCAUGUAUCUGCUGAAGACCAAUGUCGAGGUCUUGUUUUUUUAUUUUUUUUAAACUGUAAAUAAAACUUUAAACCAUUUUUAUCA
Molecule: messenger RNA, 2898 nt
Organism: Pleuronectes platessa (European plaice)
Lineage: Eukaryota; Metazoa; Chordata; Actinopteri; Pleuronectiformes; Pleuronectidae
Gene: wee2
Product: WEE2 oocyte meiosis inhibiting kinase
Exons: 11
Coding region: 839-2593 (584 amino acids)
Biological process (GO): mitotic cell cycle; regulation of meiosis I; protein phosphorylation
Cellular component (GO): nucleus
Molecular function (GO): ATP binding; magnesium ion binding; non-membrane spanning protein tyrosine kinase activity
Source: RefSeq, a predicted model, not a curated record